CGGAUCGGCCACCUGCAGCUCUCCGGUGACUGACGGGAAAUUAAAACCGCGUCCUGCGGGAGAACUUGGGAACAGCGAGCAUCUCGCCUUGGACUCUUAAAAACAUUUCGCAUUCUAGUUUUUAUAUCAGCUGCAAAGCCACUGACUGCUGGACAGAAAAAGGGAGCAUGUCAAGUCAUCGUGGUAACACAGGGCAGGGACAGCCUGCUCAAGAUUGAUUCUGUCCCAGGAUGCACCAGCUGUUCCGUCUAGUGCUGGGACAGCGAGACCUGUCCCGUGCAGGAGACCUCUUCUCUCUGGAUGACAGCGAGAUUGAAGACUGUCUGUCCCAAGCCCUGGAGAAAAUCAAAGUCAUAUCCUGUUCACCGGACUACUUGACAAAUGACAAUGACCAAGCGGUGGUGGAGAUCUGCAUUACACGCAUCACUACAGCCAUUCGGGAAACAGGUUCAAUCGAGAGGCAUGGAGCGGCUCUUGUGUCACUGUGGGAGUCGUGUCUCGAGCAUAACCUCCAGCCGCAGGGCAAAGAUGAAGACACACCCCAUGCCAAGAUCGCCUCUGACAUCACCAGCUGCAUCUUGCAGAAUUACAACAGGCCUCCUGUGAUGGCAUUAGCGGUCCCUGUGGCAGUGCGGUUCUUGAGGCAGGGGAACCAAGAGCUUAGUAGAAACAUGGCCAGCUACUUGUCACUGGCUGCCAUUGCUAAAGCAGAACUCCUGGCCCAACACACAGAGGCCAUCACCUGCAGCGUGCUAGGAGGAAAUGCAAUGCUGUUGAGAGUGCUGCCAUCUGUGUAUCCUCGACAACCAGAGCCCAUCCAUCAACACGUCCGUGAGCUGACGGCGAUGAUGUCCCGGUUGGACCAGGCCAACAGACAGCACCUGCUCAGACUACUGCAGAUGAUCUCUGACCUUCACCCCCUGGUAUUGUCGUCUUUGGUGCCAUCAUUGAUCGGUUAUGUCAGUGACAGUGAUCUAGGUGACACUGCUUUGGGUGUGUUGGUGAACGUGGCUCAGGCAAGCCCCGCCUCUCUCGUUCCCUUCCUGUCCAGGCUAAGAAAUGUGGGUCAGAAGAACCCUUGGUUCCUGGGACACAUCGCUAAGAUCCAUGGAGCAGUGGGUCUGAGUAGUGAGGUACAAGCUCGGGGGGCGCUGCAGUAUCUGGUGUCACUGUUAGCAAGUAUGGAGCAUAGCGCCCAUCACACACUACUGCUGGAAAUUCGCUGCCUGACCGAUCGCUACACUUCCAUCCUGGGUGGCGGAGGAAAAGACAUCUACCGCAUGAGCAACAGUUUCACCACCAUCGCUCGACUGCUGGGACGCACACUGGAGGCUGACAGCACACUUAACAGAGAGGAGGAGAAUGUGCAGGAUUUGUCCAGGCCGUGUGAAGCUGAGUCUGGUUCUGACAUUUUUGCUGAGAACAAGCAACUGCAGGUGAAGAUCCAGGCUUUUGAGCAGAAGAUGGGCGAUGAGGUGGAGGAAUUUGAGGAAGAGAGUGCUUCUCCUGGUCCUCAGAGAAGCCACAGUCUGAGUCAGGCAGCACGAGACGAGCGCAGAGAGAUGAGGUUCAACAGGUCAAAGAGUCUGGCUCUUCACGCUGUACGCACACGAUCCAUUAACUCUGACAGCAGUCCAGAGGGAGAAGGGGUGGAUCUGAGCGCAGAACUCUCUGUCUGUGUGGCCAUUCCUAGUUCAGAGACUGGUUCUGCCCUCAAGACCCUGCAGGAGGACCACAAACUCACAGAGACUCAACCUGACACGUCUCCAAACAGUGAGGGGCUAAAGGUGGCGACUGGAGAUCCCCGGGAGGGAGAUCGACUCUGGAUCCACCUAAGAGACAACAUGGAAGAAAUCAACACCUUCUGUGCAGAAAUGAUCAAGCAAAUCCCCAUACCUGAGCACUGUGUCAUUGAAGACUCACACCGUGGCUGUGUAGCUAAGUUGUCCUUCUCCUGUCCACUGAAAGGACACUACUGCUUGUACGGGAAGUCCUGUUUCUCACUGUGUAGCCCUCAGCCACACCUCUGGAUCCAAAUCAUGCUACUGGCACUGCAGAGUAAAGUGAGCGAGGUGUUGUGCUGUCAAGAUGAGUGUGUUAAGCAGCUAAGGAGACUUUGGGAGAAAACACAGCUGACUGGAGCUCACAGCUUUGAAGUGGCCAUGACUCAGACAACUGUUCUUCACAAGAAGGAUGUGGACAGUUUGCAGAUGUAUCUGGAGGAGGUUCGUUUCUUUGACCUGUUCAGCUACAGUGAAGAGGAGGGUGGCUGGCUCUGUUUCAUGUGCAGUAACCCUGAGAAAGCCACAGUUGUUAACCUGGACGGCCAGCCACUCAUUGAGGGGAAGCUGAAAGAGAAACAAGUGCGCUGGAAGUUCAUCAAAAGGUGGAAAACACGUUAUUUUACCCUCGCUGGCAACCAGCUUCUCUUUCGAAGAGGAAAAUCAAAGGAUGAACUGGACAACAGCACAAUUGAACUUAGCAAAGUGCAAAGUGUUAAGGUGGUUGCAAAGAAGAGGCGUGACCGUGGACUGCCCAGAGCCUUCGAGAUCUUCACAGACAGCAAAACCUACGUGCUGAAAGCUCAAGACGAAAAGCAUGCAGAAGAGUGGCUGCAGUGCAUCAAUGUGGCUGUGGCCCAGGCCAAAGAACGCGAGAACCGCGAGGCCACCACAUACCUGUGAUACUUGUUCUGCUGAGGAUCCUGUGGGUUUAUCAAGUCAGAUGGGUGCGUCUUAUUGCCACAAUUUUACAUUAUGACAGUUUAUUAACAUCAGAGACAAAAGUACUGUCUCAAAUGCCACCUUCAACCUUUGCAGUCAUCCUCCACAUAAAUUCUUGCAAUGGCAAGCCACUAA
Messenger RNA from Carassius carassius (crucian carp), 2858 nucleotides. RefSeq names its product ventricular zone-expressed PH domain-containing protein. The transcript has 14 exons. Lineage: Eukaryota; Metazoa; Chordata; Actinopteri; Cypriniformes; Cyprinidae. Gene Ontology annotation, cellular component: plasma membrane. The record is from RefSeq and is a predicted model, not a curated record. Gene Ontology annotation, molecular function: phosphatidylinositol-5-phosphate binding. Gene Ontology annotation, biological process: regulation of signal transduction. The coding region runs from base 231 to 2684 and encodes 817 amino acids.